Pogonomyrmex barbatus (red harvester ant) is the source of this 956-nucleotide messenger RNA. RefSeq names its product peptidyl-prolyl cis-trans isomerase F, mitochondrial. The record is from RefSeq and is a predicted model, not a curated record. Gene Ontology annotation, biological process: protein peptidyl-prolyl isomerization; protein folding. NCBI's taxonomy places the organism in Eukaryota, Metazoa, Arthropoda, Insecta, Hymenoptera, Formicidae. Gene Ontology annotation, molecular function: cyclosporin A binding; peptidyl-prolyl cis-trans isomerase activity. Gene Ontology annotation, cellular component: cytoplasm.
AUGACAGAUUAUAAAAAGCUACGCAAGAAGACAAUAUCUCUCAUCUUAGGAUGGUUUGUAAUAGUAAUAUUAAUGAAUUGUGCGUUUCUUUUUCAAAUUUAGGGAUCUGUGAAUUGUUGGGCACCGGAUGUCAAAUAUAAAUCAAGACUUGAAAAUAAAAUUCGUCAAGCAGAAAGUCAAUAUCCCACUCGUGCGUUUUUGAAAAACUGGAAGAGCAUGCAUGAAGCGAUAGAACAUCGUGCAAGACAUGUUUCAGUGAUUGAAAAAUUAUCCGGGAUAUUAUAUAUUCAAAAACAAUUGUCCGAGAAAAGUGGAACAAAAUGUUUUUUUGACAUUGGACUUAAAGAAGAGAAUCAAAAAUUGGGACGUCUGGUGUUUGAACUAUAUGAUGGCAUUGUACCACGUACAUGUGAAAACUUUGCAGCUUUCUGUCGUGGAGUAAAUGGAUUGUCAUAUAAACACACUCCGUUUCAUCGUAUUGUUUCUGGCUAUUGGUGUCAAGGAGGAGAUGUCACAAAAUUUGAUGGUACCGGCGGUACUUCUAUAUACGAUGACACAUUCAAUGAAGAAAAGUCUAAUUUACAUCAUGCAGAACCCGGUAUCUUGUCUACAUGCAACAACAAACACGAUUCCAAGUUUAAUCUCACGUUUAAACAUUUGAGAACUGUAGACGACGAUAAAAUUGUAUUCGGCCGAGUAAUAGGUGGAAUAAUGAACAUUUACAAGAUCGAGGAAUUCGGUACGAAGACCGGAAAGCCAAUAAAAUCGGUGAUCGUAUUAAAUUGUGGAAUCCUGUCGAUGAAAUGUGCACAUUAAAGGCUGUCCAAGCUCCAAAUAUGAGCAAACUGCAUUAUAUUUAUGUGUGAAAAUAUAAUUUAUUAUAAAUUCUAACUGUGUGUAUCAAUAAUCGUAACUUCAAUGACAUUUCAGAAAUGAUUUAUAUUAAAAAAAAUUAU